Messenger RNA from Triticum dicoccoides, 3323 nucleotides. Its product is annotated as disease resistance protein RPM1-like. Gene Ontology annotation, molecular function: ADP binding. NCBI's taxonomy places the organism in Eukaryota, Viridiplantae, Streptophyta, Magnoliopsida, Poales, Poaceae. The transcript has 2 exons. The record is from RefSeq and is a predicted model, not a curated record. Gene Ontology annotation, biological process: defense response to other organism. The coding region runs from base 120 to 2786 and encodes 888 amino acids.
AAAGCCUUAGCUACAACGACAUUAGAGGCAGCGCUCACACAACCAGUUUACUCCUCAGAGCUACCACCAUAUUGUGCGCUCAGACAACCAGUUUAUACUCACCAAAAGCCUCAAGAACCAUGGCGGAGGCUGUUGUUGGGGUAGUGGUGGCGACGCUCGGGGCAGCGCUGGCGUCAGAGGCGGCGUCCUUUGGCUGGUCUUUGGUCGCCAAAGAAGCCGCCGCCCUCAGGGACGUCUUUGGCAAGAUCCGUGCGUCCAAGGCGGAGCUGGAGAGCAUGCAGGCCUACUUGCAUGAGGCAGAGCGGUUCAAGGACACCGACAAGACCACUAGCAUCUUCGUUGGCGAGAUCAGGAACCUCGCCAUCCAGAUCGAGGACGUCGCCGACGAGUUCACCUACAAGCUGGAGGACUGCAAGCAUGGAGGGUUCGCCUGCAAGGCCAGGAAGCAGCUCAAGCAUAUCAAGACCUGGUACCGCCUGGCGGCAAAGUUCCAAGAAAUCGAAGCCAAGCUGGAAGAUGCUAAUCGGAGGAAGAAGUAUUACACCGUCAGAUCUUCUCCUGCUACCAGAUCGGUGAGUCAAAGUCAAGCUCUGCAUUUCACCAGAGAUGAGGACCUUGUGGGGAUCGAGGAGAACAAGGGAAAGUUGGUAGAGUGGCUGAUCCCUGGCAGUGGUGAUGGUGAUGAUUUGGAGCAGAGCAGCAGCAAAGUCACUACGGUGUGGGGGAUGCCUGGUGUUGGUAAAACAACGCUGGUUGAUCAUGUGUACAACACGGUGAAAUUAGAUUUUGACGCAGCGGCAUGGGUAACCGUGUCAGAGAGUUACAGUCCUGAAGAUCUGCUGAAGAAGAUAGCCACCGAGUUCCGCAUCGCGGUUGAUGUGGCCAAUAUUGAGAUGAGAGUCCUAGCAAAGUCUAUCCAUAAUCACCUUCAAGGUAAAAAGUACAUCUUGGUCAUGGAUGAUGUUUGGGAUGCACACGCUUGGUUGGAGAUAAGGAAGGUCUUCCCAACUUCUAACUGCACAUGCCGAUUUGUUAUUACAUCAAGAAAGUAUGAAGUGUCAUGCUUGGCAACUGGGGAUCAUACAAUUCACUUGGAACCACUAAAAGCACAUCACUCGUGGGUGUUGUUUUGUAAAGGAGCUUUUUGGAAUGAUGUUGACCAACAGUGUCCACCGGAGUUGCAAGAAUUGGCUUCGAAGUUCUUAGCAAAGUGUCAAGGCUUGCCUAUUGCUAUUGCAUGCAUUGGCCGCCUACUCUCCUGCAAACCCCGAACUCCAGCCGAAUGGGAGAAUGUGUACAGGGGUUUGGAUUCGCAGUUGACGAAAGAUGUAAUGCCUGAUUGUCAUAUGAUCCUAAAGGUCAGCCUGGAGGAUCUUCCGUACGACUUGAAGAAUUGUUUCUUAUACUGUGCACUGCUCCCAGAAGACUAUGUAUUAAGGAGGAAGGUGACAACGAGGCAGUGGAUUGCAGCAGGGUUCAUCAGGGGAAAGGAAGAGAACAACAAGUUGGAGGAAGUGGCCGAGGGAUACUUGACUGAGCUUGUGAACAGAAGCUUAUUAAAGGUAGUUGAAAGGAAUCAUCUCGGACGACUGAAACACUGUCGGAUGCAUGAUGUCAUACGCCUUGUUGCCCUCAACAAAGCCAAGGAGGAACGGUUUGGUGAAGUUUACAAUGGCUCUUCUGCUGGAGCAUUCUCUGUAGAGGGUGCACGUCGCAUAACGGUUCUAGGGGAAAACCUUGAACAACUGAGCCGGUCUGGUGCAACACAUCUCCGUGUGCUCCAUGUAUUUGGGACUUAUAUCAAUACUGAUUUGCUGAAGCCUAUCCUAACAUCUUCAAAGUUGAUGUCGACAUUGGAUCUGCAAGGUACUCGUAUCAAAAUGCUUCCCAGUGAGGUAUUCAACUUGUUUAAUCUGCGUUAUUUGGGUAUUAGAGAUACCGAGAUUGAAAGCCUGCCUGAAGAAGUGGGGAGGUUACAAAACUUGGAAGUCUUAGAUGCUUCCAGAUCCAAGCUGACGUAUUUUCCAAACAAUGUUGUAAGACUUCAAAAGUUGAGAUACCUAAUGGCAUCUAUUGAUGGUGGACAUGACAGAUUAGAAAUUGGAAACAUAAGCGUAGUCAAGGUGCCUAGUGGCAUGCAACAUUUGGCAAGACUGAGGUCUCUUAAGUUUGUCAAAGCCAGUUCAGAGUUUCUACGUGAAGUUGCAGCUCUGACAGAGCUAAGAUCAUUCAGUGUCUCCAACGUGAGAAGUGAACAAACAUCUGACUUGAGCAAUGCUAUCAGCAGAAUGAGCCAUCUUAUUCAUCUCGAAAUUGUCGCUGCAACUGAGAAUGAGGUGCUGCGGCUAGAAGGACUACAUUUACCUCCAACGCUUUCUUGGCUUGGUAUAGCCGGGCAGCUAGAAAAAACAUCGACGCCUCAACUUUUCUCUUCUUGGUCACACCUCAAUAACCUUACUCGGUUGGACCUGGCAUUCUCCAAUAUUGACGAGGACAACUUUUCCUAUCUCUGCGUGUUAAGUGGUUUACACUUUCUUUCGCUAGCGAAGGCUUUUGGCGGAAAGAGGUUAGAUUUUCAUGCAGGGUCAUUUCCAGAACUUACGAAUCUAUACAUAUUGGGCGCAACACAACUCAGCCAGGUUAAAAUAGAGGAGGGCGCGAUGCAAAACCUCACCCACCUAUGGUUAAGAUAUUGUCCCGAGCUAAAGUUUCGUCCUUGUGGCAUUGAACAUCUUAGAGCCCUUGAGGAAUUAUUUCUGACAGACACAUACCAGAGAUUCAGGUGAAUGCAGCGAAGAUAUAAUGAACAUUAGCCAUAUAAGGAAUGUUACAGUUGUACUGAGCCGUAAAGGGCUUUGGGAAAGGAUUAGGUGAUCAUUGCUAUUCACAAGAGACAUUUUGCUCACUGAGGAUUCCUGCUUUGGAUCGAAGACGAGAAGAUCAAAUCUGGAUCCGGUUAUUGAAGGACAAUAUAGAGAUAUAUUUCCCUGACCCGACGAUUUCCUAGCCGCAAGGAAGAAAAAAGAAGUCGGCAUACUUCUGCAACAAUGCCAAUCUAUGUCAUCUUCUUCUUCAGCAUGUCUGCAUUUACGCAUUUUUUCCACGCAUGUACUUGAUGUAACCGAUUCUUCGCUGAUCCAUCUUUCGAGCUUUUCAGUUUGUGUACUGCAGUUGGCACUUGUAAUCCGUAUAAGCUGUAUCUGUUCCUCAUUAUUCAGCAGGCAUAUGCUGCUUGAAACGCAUUCUGCAAUUAUGUUGAUGUAAGUUAAAGACUGCAUUCGACUUAUUAGAAGAUUAAGACUGCUUUCAGUUUCGUGAGGAAA